AUGCCCGCCAAAGCCGAGGCCAGACUAGACUUCGACUCCGACGAAGUCACUUACUCUUUCGGGCGACAGGGAUACGCUCACCGGAUCCUGGAGUCUGGCCGCGUCAACCCAUGCACGCCCUCUGACGGCGGAGGCGCGCGCCAGUAUCGGCGAGACAACGGGCGCGAGUUUGGCCUGGGCGCGGUGGACGUGGUUGUGGCUCACGGCCCACCGCGAGGCGUGCUGGACCGGACGAGCAGGCAGGCUUCACUGCUUCGGGCACAUUGA
Messenger RNA from Pyricularia oryzae 70-15, 267 nucleotides. RefSeq lists its product as uncharacterized. Lineage: Eukaryota; Fungi; Ascomycota; Sordariomycetes; Magnaporthales; Pyriculariaceae. The record is from RefSeq and is a predicted model, not a curated record. The transcript has 2 exons. Bases 1 to 267 code for a protein of 88 amino acids.